Molecule: messenger RNA, 368 nt
Organism: Aplysia californica (California sea hare)
Lineage: Eukaryota; Metazoa; Mollusca; Gastropoda; Aplysiida; Aplysiidae
Product: homeobox protein Hox-B6-like
Exons: 1
Biological process (GO): regulation of transcription by RNA polymerase II
Cellular component (GO): nucleus
Molecular function (GO): RNA polymerase II cis-regulatory region sequence-specific DNA binding; DNA-binding transcription factor activity, RNA polymerase II-specific
Source: RefSeq, a predicted model, not a curated record
CUGGAAAGACAUCCGAGUUUGCCAGCAACGGCUACGCCAACGGCUCCUCCACGCAGACGCAGAACAGCGCUUCCGGUGGCGCUGCCGGAAGUGGACGCACAAACUUUACCAACAAACAACUCACGGAGCUGGAGAAGGAAUUCCAUUUCAACAAGUAUCUCACACGGGCACGCAGGAUUGAAAUCGCCGCCGCUUUGGGCCUGAACGAAACCCAGGUGAAAAUCUGGUUCCAAAACCGAAGGAUGAAGCAGAAGAAGCGGAUGCGGGAAAUUCAGUUCGAGAAGGUCAACGGGGAUUCCUGUCAGCACGGUGCCGGUCUCGAAGGGUUGACAGUUCCAAACCUAGCGCUAUGCCACGACACUAGAUGA